This is a messenger RNA of Meloidogyne enterolobii, 1092 nucleotides long. Lineage: Eukaryota; Metazoa; Nematoda; Chromadorea; Rhabditida; Meloidogynidae. The record is from the annotation of a GenBank genome assembly.
AUGGAUGAACUACUUGAAAAAUGUUUGGAAAUUCAUAAAUAUUGUUCUGAUGAAGCAGGUGAAAGUAGAGGGGCACCUGGACCGAUUGGUCCGCCAGGUGAUGUUGGAGCACCUGGACCUGAAGGAAUUGCUGGACGAAUGGGAGAGUGUCCACAACUUCCUGGACGAGGGUCAAUUGGAGGAUAUGGAGAUAUGACUGGUGGAGGUGUAUUUAAUGAUGGACUACCAAAAGUUGUUGAAAGAUUGUUGCCUUUAGUUGUUGAAUUGAUGCUUGAAAAUGAAACGGAAACUGAUGCUUGUUUACGUAUAUGUACAGCAACAAAUUUGACUGAAAGCCGAAUUCUAGAAGAGCGUCAACGUAUGCCGAUAAGUACAGAAGCAGCUUAUAUUCAAGGGGCAACAGCUCAUUGUUUUUUGGAUGGAGUUGGAAGGUCUAUAUUCCAUGCCCAUGCAAACACAUUUUUCGGUUCUUGGAUGAGAGAAGCUGAUCUUCGUCGUGGAUUUCUCUCGCAAACUCAUGAACUGCCUCAUUCAUUUCGAGGAACAAAUUCUUUAAUAUUCAAUAGUUCCUUUUAUUUUCAUCGUGCUGGAACUCCUUUAUUAGCUAAAUAUGAACUAACAACAAAACAUUAUGAAGAAAAAUUGAUUGCUGAGGGAAUGGCAUUUAAAGGGGAAGAUUAUUUGUUCAAUGAAUCUAAAAGUUUUAUGGAUAUUGCAGUUGAUGAAAAUGCUCUAUGGGUCCUUUUCCAUUAUAAAGGAAAUAAUAAUUUAAGUGUUGCAAAAUUAGAUAUUAAUAAUUUGACUGUUUACGAAAUUUGGAAUAUUUCUACGAUUGACCACAGGAAAGUGUCUAAUGGUUUUGUACUUUGUGGAGUUCUUUAUUUAAUUAAAAGUUCGUCAAUACCGGCAACUGAAAUAUCUGCAGCAUUUGAUUUUUACAGAAACAAAUAUUUUCAACCAAAAAUAAAUUGGAAAAAUCUUUAUGGAAAUUCUAAUUAUAUUAAUUAUAAUCCGUUUGACAGACGUAUUUAUAUUUAUGAUCGUGGAUAUCUAUUAAGUUUACCUGCAAGAAUAAAUUGGAGAACUCGAUGA